Molecule: messenger RNA, 2571 nt
Organism: Peronospora farinosa
Lineage: Eukaryota; Oomycota; Peronosporomycetes; Peronosporales; Peronosporaceae
Source: the annotation of a GenBank genome assembly
AUGGUUCCAGCCGGUAUCCGGUUAGACUUGGCCGACGGAACUCUUUGCCUCCCCGAUGAGGUCAGGGUACAGUUGACUGGGCGAAGGACGCUGUACAAUACUCGAGUAUCGGAUGUGAAAUUGGGUCGGUAUGUACAGAUAUCCGUUGGAGGAUGUACGGAAGUGCCUCUCAAAAGGUCGAACUCCGAACAGUGGAAAUUGUGGGUAACGAGAGGCGAACGAUGGGUAACCACCAUGAUACAAGGGAUAGGGCGUCGACCGAUUUUGAAGAUAACCAAUGUCAGCCCUCGCCCCUUAACAUUGCAUGAAGAUACCAAGGUAAGUAUGUGGUUGACCAGGGAUCACUGUCGUCCCGAGAACCCCAAGAUCGACCAUCACGUCGACCCAACAGAAGAGGAAGAGGGACCACUAGUGGAGAGACCAGAGUAUACGAUUCCGUCACACAUCUUACAGCGACCAGCGGUCCCAACCCCAAUGAUGAAUAUAGUGCACCAACCGGUACCCGACAGAGAAGAACAACCGUGCGAAGAGAGGGUGAAUUGGCAGGAGGGGACCGCCCAAAAGCGGAGUGUAUUUGAAGAAGACCUACAUGCAGUGACCACCACCAAGGAGAAGGAAGCCAAACUGGUAGACUUGUUACAGGCAGAUGACCAGAUUCCUUAUCCAGAUGGGAAUACUCCCGAAGAGGUGGACCGGUUGCGUCAAAUAAUAUGGAAGAAACGACAUCUGCUGAUGGGCAAAGGUAACGCUUUACCCCCGGCCGCCCGAGGAGCGAUAUGCGGUAUCGAUGUGGGGAACGCAAGACCGAUCGCGCAACGUGUACGGAAGGUGGCUCCUCAAUUCAGAGAGAAGCUAGCUGACCUGAUUAAGGGACUGUUAUCAGCAAAGAUCAUUCAGCCUUCCACCUCGCCAUGGGCCAGCCCAAUUGUAAUUAUCGUGAAGAAGAAUGGGGCCGAUAUUCGAUUAUGUAUCGACUAUCGGUUGGUGAAUGAUCUCACCCAGCUCAUGGUUUACCCGAUGCCGUUGAUUAACGAAUUAAUAAUGGAGGACCUGGACGGAGCUUUGUGGUACUGUUCUCUUGACAUGGCGAGUGGUUUUUGGGUCGUCAGUGUGACCGAAAGGGCGAGACUAAUCUCGGCGUUCGUUACUCCACUGGGAUUAUUUGAAUGGCUUCGGAUGCCUUUUGGGCUUAUGAAUACGCCUCAGAUUUAUCAAAGGUUGUUGGAUAAUGCGUUAUAUGGAUUCUUACGGAUUUCGCCAGGGGCUGCCACAGAGGAAACAGAGGAUUUGUUUGCAACAGGGGAACCCGAUGCAAAAUCGGGCCUCUCUGUAUUGGGUCGACGAUCAUACAUUGACGAUAUACUUGUUCCGGCCGAAUCGUGGGACGUAUUAUGCCAGAAAGUGGAGCGGCUUCUAGACGUGUGUGACUAUUGGAAUUUGUCUGUCAGUGCCGUCAAGAGUACGUGGGGAUGUCGGAAGGUCGAGUAUCUUGGACAUCGAGUUUCCAAAGGGGGACUAGAGGCCCACCCAAAAGAUCUUCAGUCUUUGGUCGACCUACCUCUACCGACAACGCUGAAGGCUAUGCAGUCCUUUCUAGGAAGCCUAAAUUACUACAGCAGGUGCAAGUUGAAGGCUAACGAGGAAGACGACGAAGUAAAAUGGUCGAAGGUACAAGUAGCGCUUGCCAUGCUCAAGAGCAAGAUUGCUACGGCGCCCAUCCUACGACAUUUCGACCCGGCUAGAGAGGCGGUCAUCAUUGUCUACGCAAGUGAUUGGGAUAUCUCGGCGUCGUUGGUGCAGAAUUACGACGGCAUGUACAUGCCGGUAAUGUUUACGAGCCGAACCCUCAAGUCAAACGAGUUGAACUAUAGUACAGUGGAAAAGGAAGUGUUGGCGUUGUUACGAAUAUUGGAAACUUGCAUCAAGAUGUUGAUCACCCGAUCUCUCAAGGUUCUGACGAGGCAUUCUACACUAUCCUGGCUAGUGAAGUCUUCGGGGUUGCAAGGUCGCUUAGGAAACUGGGCCGCUCUGUUGUCACAGUGGACUUUGGAGAUUGUGAAAUGCAAGAAAGGCGAAGACCAGGUACUGGGGGCGUUAGCUGCCAGCAUCACGCCUCGAGAGAAUGUGGACUCCAUCCUGUCGCCAAUUGCUCCCAAGAAGCAGUCCAGGCAAGUGGCCGACCUACCGACGCCCACAGUGGAAUUAAACGAAGAACUGUAUGUGAUGAGUUUCGAUGGGUCGGCCCGGGUGAAACAAGGGGGAGGUGCUUGCAGCGCUAUUGUGUGGAGACUCCCUGCAUGGACUAUAGUCGCAGCUGCAUUGAAAUAUCUCGACAAGUCUACAGUGAAUGAAGCUGAAUAUGAGGGCAUGUUACUGGGUUUUAACCUGUUGGAGCCAAUGGAGCGACGGCGUUUGAUUAUUUGUGGAGACUCCAAUCUGGUUAUAAGACAGAUGCGUGAAGAGAUUGAAUGCAAAGCUUCAGGUUUAUCCCCGUUGCGGGUCAAGGCGUUGAGUAAACUCCAGUCGUGGCCCACCCAUGCAGUCCUACAUGUGAAACGAGACUGGAAUUAG